GCGCUUCACAGAUGCUGGCUUCGAGCACUACGACCUGUUCUUCAUAGAUGGCAGCACCCCCAGUGACAACAUCGUGCGAAGGUUCCUGAACAUCUGCGAGAAUACGGAAGGGGCGAUUGCGGUCCACUGCAAAGCUGGUCUGGGAAGAACUGGGACUCUGAUAGCCUGUUAUGUCAUGAAACACUACAGGUUUACACAUGCUGAAAUAAUUGCUUGGAUCAGAAUUUGCCGACCAGGCUCCAUCAUCGGACCCCAGCAGCACUUCCUGGAAGAAAAACAAGCAUCAUUGUGGGUCCAAGGAGACAUUUUUCGUUCCAAACUGAAAAAUAGACCUUCCAGUGAAGGAAGUAUUAAUAAAAUUAUUUCUAGCUUGGAUGAUAUGUCUAUUGGUGGAAACUUAUCUAAAUUACAAAGCAUGGAAAGGUUUGGAGAGAGUAACUUAGAAGAUGAAGAUGUGGAAAUGAAAAGCAGCAUAACACAGGGAGACAAACUACGUGCCUUAAAAAGCCAGAGGCAGCCCCGUUCCUCGCCAUCCUGUGCAUUUAGGUCAGAUGAUAUGAAAGGACACCAAAGGGCAGUGUCCCAGACUUUCAGAUUAAAUUCUUCCCCACAACCAUCUGUAUCUACUGUGAAGACCCCCAAAGUGUGUUUGUCCCCUUCAGCAACAGCCAAAAGGAUAAGCAGAGGUUCUUUGUCUUCGGGCGCAAAUAUAAGAAGCUUCUCCAUAAACUCCCGGCUAGCCAGUUCUCUAGGGAACUUGAAUGCUGUGCCAGAUGACCCUGAGAACAAAAAGACGGCCUCACCUACCAAGGCAGCCUUCAUAGCCAGCCCUUUCACCAGCUUCUUGAAUGGCAGUUCCCAGCCACCUGGCAGAAAUUAUCCCGAGCUCAACAACAACCAGUACACCAGAAGCAGCAGCAGCAGCAGCAGCGGUCUUGGGGGCAACCUGAAUAGCUCCCCAGGCCCCCUGAGCGCCAAGCCCGAGGAGCACACCGCCAUCCUUAGACCCUCUUUCCCGGGGGGGCUUUCUUCCUCCUCAGCGAGAUUCCUCAGCCGUUCUAUCCCUUCCCUUCAGUCUGAAUAUGUCCAUUACUAAGAAGGCCUUGCCACUCCAGUGAAGGCGGUUCCAUUCUUAGACAUCUGGACAUGCAAUGUGGAGGGGACCAGCUGCUUUCCCGGAGGAUGUCUCUAUCUUCUUACCUUAGAGAGUGUUAAACAUAGCACCGUUGAGAGACUUGAGGCCAGAGCACUGGCUAAUGACUACUAUAAAUGCACUGCAAUGAUCUUUAUGGAGAUGUCCAUACAGUUUUAAUGUUGAAUUUGGUAUUUUAAAAGGUUAUUUUUAAUGUAUUUCGGUAAUACGUUUGUUACUGCAUUUACAUGUACAGUGUUACAUUAUAUAUGUAUCAUGAACUUUAUAAAAGACUAUUUUGAUAAUUUUAUAAAUAUAUAAAAUUAUGUAAAAGCUAGACUAUAUUUUGAUUUAGACUUUCCUGCUGUUUGCUACCAAAAAUUUGUAUUUUAAAUUGUUUAGCUUUAGUAUGGUUUUGUCUACAAUGAGUAAAUAAUUCUUCCUUAAUAAGUGAAAGUGAGGGAGUAGAUUUUUAGAAAGUGACUUUAAUGCUCCCCCUAUGAAUUCAGUAAACCAGAACAUUCUCUCUUGAAGUCUGUCUGAACUGGAGUUCAUUCAAACUUAUCUCUACCAAGAGUGCCGUUGUUUGGUGGGGUUUGUUAGGAAAACACAUUUCCCCCUUUGUUUUUGUUCUUGAACCUUUUGAAUAGGAGGCUCAAAAAAAAACGAAAACCAAAAAAAAAAAAAAACCUUUAGCAUCUCUUUAAGACCAGAAAUCACUUCGAGUCUCUCCUGGAAGCCUGGCUUUUUUCCCCCUCUAUGAAAUGACAGAACAUUCCAAAUGCUUUUAUUUCUUUCCUCUUUCAUGAGUGCUUAAAAAAAAAUGCCUUAAACCAUGUGUUUUGCUUCUACCUUCUUGUAAAAAUGCAAAGGAAGGAUAGGGAUUUUAAGAUACUUGUCUACGGUUUGUAAGAACACUCUUAGUAAUGCACCGUAAUGCUGUUAAAGACCAAAAGGCACUUGAACGCCCAGAGCGUACUUUUGGGUAUGAGAUGGGCAUCGCCUUGUGAGCAUGCAUGUUCUGAUGUCAGUUUCAAAGCAAUGAAGGGAUAAACCGAAGAAAAUGCUGCUAAGUAGAUGGGUACACUAAAGGAACACAUGCCCCUGAUGUACACACAGCUCUGUCCAGAACCGGAUGUCAAAGUGAAAGGGCCCCCGGGGGUACGCUCAGCCCUUUCAUGUGAGUAUGAUUCCAAAUUUGUCCCCAGAAGCCUUCCUUUUGGCUUCUUGUCUAUAUGAGAUAGAGUCUCAGAUACUGAUUCUCUUCCAGGCUGCUUGCGAAUGGGCAAGGGCUAGUUAAAUUGGUUUCAUACAAAGUGCUUUAUUCCAGCCAUUGUGUUAUUUAUAAUGUAUUUCUUAGGAGGGGAUAUCUUCAGACUAGUAUAUAGGCUUCAGUAAGAUGCCUUGUUCAUGUUUUACACUUUAAAAAAGGCAUUGGAAUGAAUGUUUGACUCAGGUUUGUUAACAUAAUUUUCCGUAACUGCAGUACCAAAUAAUUACACUCACCUGAUGGAAAGUUGAGUUAUAUGUUUUUAGAAUCAAAUACAUAAAAGGAAUUAAAUUGUAUAUCUUUUCUAAAGAUGAAAAGUCAAAUAUUUUAUUGUGAGUUAUUAUUUUAAAAAGUUAGUUUCUUGUAUAGGAAGAAAAUACUAUUUCUUUCAAAUUAUCAUUGAAAAAUAAUUGAGUCAACAUUUGAGAUGUGGGGGAAGAGAACCAUAUCAUCAUUUUUAGUUGUUCUAUGAACACCAAUGAGUGCAGCUACUAAAAUGAUUGUAAAGUUGACUACUGCAAAUUUUCCAUAAUUAUGUGUGUAUAUAUGUCAUAUGUAUCUACAUGUGUAUGUCUUAAGCUUAUUUAUACACAUGAACAUACAUAAGGCACACCAAGAAGGGGAUGUAUAUAAUAUAGAGUUUAUAUAGCAGAGAGAUUCUCCACUUAUAAUAAAAAAUGUUUGCCAUGUAUUUUGUUAUGAAUAGUUUAUCUCCCAGAAGAUAUUUUGUUCUAUUUUGAAGUGUAGAAGAAUACACUGCUAAUAAAUAAAAGUUUUAUGCAAUUUA
This is a messenger RNA of Cricetulus griseus (Chinese hamster), 3189 nucleotides long. NCBI's taxonomy places the organism in Eukaryota, Metazoa, Chordata, Mammalia, Rodentia, Cricetidae. The record is from RefSeq and is a predicted model, not a curated record.